AAGAAUGUGAUAGCACAAUGCCGAAUUUGCCUCGGGCGACGGGAAUCCAAACCCUCUGUACAUGCAAUGGGAAAUAAUUCUCUUGUCCCUUCAUCAGUGACAGGGGACAUUUUCUACGUUGAUUGAUUGGAGUUGUCUGAAUGCCAGACAGGUGUCCUGAACUCUUUGUCCGUUAAACAGAUGAGCAACAGGCUAAGGUGGAAGUGAGUGACGAGAAGGUCGGUGUGUCCAGGUUUGGAUUUGCAUAGCUGUGCUGUGUGGCUAGAGCUUCAGUUCCAAGCAGCACAGUUUCACAUACACAUCUCCCAGAGCCUGAGAGCAGUUUACUGGAAGACAAAGCGUAGUAGGAACAGAAGAGCAGGAAAGCACAGUAACAAACAGUAUCUUCACCUGCUGGAGAGAGAGAGAAAGAGAGAGGAGGAGAGGACCUCACAGAGAACAGGCUAGGUGUGGUACUCCGAAGACUGAAACAAACAGCGGUGAGGAGGUUGGGGCCCCACGCUGGCUGCAUAGAAGCCGAGAGAGGCAGAGUGAAGAUCAGCUAGAGUGUCCACAGAACACUACUACAGAACCACACAGGUCCGGUCCAGUCCGGUCCACAGAGGGAGAGAGAGAGGGAGAGUGAGAGAGAGGAAGAGCAAGAGAGAGAGAGAGAGAGGGGAAGAGAGAGAGACAGACCAGCACCUGUCCUGUCUUUUCCAUAGUGGAAAACAUCAGUUUACGGUUACAACAGCAGGACUGUGGACUUGCAGAAUGUCCAAGCAGCCAUCUUCUAAUGUAAAAGCCCUGCAGGCCAACCUUAAUAUUCCAAUGGGAGCUCUGCGUCCUGGGGCAGGCCAUCCUAUAAAGAGGAAAGAGGAGACAGUGGAAGCAGAGGAGGCGUCGCCGGUAAGCCCAGAGGAGAAGAAAGCCCUGCCCGGAGCUGUGAAACUGCCUGGCCCAGCUGUCAACCUCUCAGAGAUUCAAAAUGUCAAGAGCGAGCUCAGAUGGGUCACCAAGGAAUAGAAAGACAGAUGACACCUCCCCGUUCCUGCCAACCCUCCAGUUUAUCCCAAACAGAGGAAGGAAUCAACAGUUCAGCUCUGUGAACCUUCAGUCUCUGUCUGUCCAACAGUCUCUCUGUGCAUCAACUACUGUGCAAGUGCAACCUCAACAAAAUCUUACCCACUAAAAAAUCUGCCACAGCAACAACAAAAAACUCCUCAAAGUACUGAAACGACAAAGUCAAUCCAGCGCACAUCAACAUGUAUGACUCACUCAGUCUGUUCCACACACUCUUCAAUGACCAUCCUUAAAGCGAAACAGACCUUCUGAAGACCUGACGAGGCCAGGCGGGG
Chanos chanos (milkfish) is the source of this 1337-nucleotide messenger RNA. RefSeq names its product small muscle protein X-linked (gene smpx). The record is from RefSeq and is a predicted model, not a curated record. Lineage: Eukaryota; Metazoa; Chordata; Actinopteri; Gonorynchiformes; Chanidae. Gene Ontology annotation, cellular component: M band; muscle tendon junction; costamere. The transcript has 7 exons. The coding region runs from base 754 to 1005 and encodes 83 amino acids.